UCAUGGAGCCGGAGCGACCUUUUCCUCUCAGAUCUCCGCCAGCAAAGAAAUCAUCUUCCCCUGUUGUCAUCCAUCCCGUCCUUAGAGCAUCGGUGUCCUCUACCCUCACCCGGAGUUUCCACUCUCUUUGUGUUUGUUGGUAUUUAUGAUUAUCACUUUCCUAGGGUCUUUCUUUCUGGGCAUCUAUUCGCUUCCUAGCCGCCCUCGCAUAGAUCGCUCCGGUGCCUAUGUUUGCUCGCAGCCGGUCUAAGCCACAGAAAGGAUUCGUUGUCACUCCUCUUUUGAAACAGGCGCUGUGAACGAGGCUGGUCACUCUCUGUUUAUUCACCGCCCGCGCAACUGCCCUUUCGUUGCGGACAAUACCCAACCUAAGCCUGGUGGCUUGUUUUUCAUUAGUGGCUUUGUUGGCGACAGAAGUCAUUCAUUUUCUAAAUUUUGAUGCUAUUCUGAGAUACCCCUACCCAGUCCACAGUUACCGUUCAUUUCUUUUUCGAAUCCCACAGGUCGCAUCCUCGACAAACCGUCACGAUGUCCGGUUUUGCGGCUUCGUUCUGGACGCCAGACUACGCCACAGGUCUGGGGGUUCUUUAUGGGAAGCUCCAGCAAGGCGUUGUCGAGAACAAGCAGAUCAUCACAAUCGCAUCUAUGCGUGCGGAUGCGGAAGAUCAAUAUGGCGCCCGGUUAGGGGAUAUUGCGCCGGCUGUCGACCGGUUGACGGGAGCAGGGUUUGCAAAGGACGAUGGGGCAAGCGUGAGGAAGGCAUAUGAAGGUGUCCGCACCGAGAUGGUCGAAGCCGCCAAGAAUCACCAGAAGAUUGCCUCGAACAUUCGCGAAUUAGUUGUCUCACCUUUCCGUCGUUGGUGCGACCAGCAUGAGGCACGAAUCCAGAAUUCACACGACGAUCUCCAGGCCCGUAUCAAAGAACACACAAAACAAGCGGACUUGGUCAAGAAACUGCGGAGCCAUUAUUUCAACAAAUGCCGUGUGGUGGAAGACUUGGAGGAAGAGAACAAGCUCGCAUUCCAGGCCCCAGAGGCUAGCCCGCCGGCCAAAGCGCCUCCCAAGAUCGUACUUCCGGAGGAGGCAGAGGAGGAAGAGCCUAUGGAGAUUGGCGAUCACGUCUACACACCUGAGGGUCUUAAGCAGCUGUUGGUGCACAUGUUGGAUAACAUCAAAAUGGGUGAUGUUAAGGUGCCCAUCAUCGGCACAUACCAGAAUACAUCGACCGGUGCCGACAUCGUGGAGUACACCCAGAAACACAUGAACGCAACCAGCGUCAGCUAUGCGGAAAGGAUCGGGCAGGAUCUUGUCGACAAUGGCUUGCUCCGGUUGGUGGGUAAUAUGGGUAGUACAUUCGCUAAUAGCACCAAGAUGCGAUACCAAUGGCGCCCCAAAGUGUUUCAAAUCACUGGCAUCCCCGAAAAGAAGACGCCUCUCUUGCGUGUAACAUCGAUGGCGAACAGUGAGGACGGCAGCGAGUCCCCGAUAUCUACUGUCUCGGAAAUGUUAGCAGGCUGGAACCCUCUCAACAACGCUCAUCCGAAUGAGACGCCGGCGGAGAAGCUGCGCAGAGAAGCGCGCGAGGCUGAUGAACGGUACAAGGCUGCUGUGCGGAAGCUGGACCAGAUUAGAUGCAAACUGGAGGAAGAGAUUGUGGAGAAUCUCCGGUUUAUGGAACAGUGUGAAUUGGACCGGCUUAAGGCGAUUAAGGCAGUUGUCCUUGAUUUCUCUGGUGCAAUCAGCAAUGUCAUCCCCAACUUGCAAAGCACAGUGGAUCAUAUGAUGCUGUACCAGGAGACUAUUCAGCCCCUUGGAGAUCUCCGGUAUCUUCUUGAGAAUUACCGAACCGGAGGCUUUGUGCCUCGCGUCCAAGCAUAUGAAAACUACUAUGGUUCUGUAGAAGAUCAAAACUUCGGCGUGGAUCUUGAGGCCCGAGCAAGAGCCGAUCGCAAACGGGUUCCUGUCCUGGUUACUACGGUCUUGACCUAUCUUGACAAUCGUUACCCGGAUCUUGAGGGUGAUGAGGCACGACGUGCUAUCUGGCUUUAUGAUGUCCCUCUGGCAGCCACCCAUCACCUUCGGAAUGUCUUGAACAACAGCAAGAUAGACUACCAGGAAGUCCUAGAGAAAUAUGAGGUUCCUAUUGUUGCAAGCGUGUUGAAAUUGUAUCUUCUUGAGUUGCCAGAUUCCCUUGUUUCUUCGCAAGUUUACGAAAUUGUUAAGACCAUUUAUUCCACCACCGCUCAUGAGACGACGGAAGAAGGCCGAAUCAAGGUCUUGCAAAGCACCCUGGGACAGCUUCGUCUCAAUAACAUUGCAACGCUUGAUGCUGUUAUGACCCAUUUUACACGUCUGAUAGACCUCACAUCUGCCGAUGAAACCUACAUUUCCUCACUCGCGCAAGCACUGUCUCCUUGCAUUCUUCGCCCACGCGUUGAGAGUAGCCUUACCAUGAAUGAGCGUCACAGCUAUCGUCUCAUCCGUGACCUUUUUGCUCACAAGGAUGCAAUCUUUGGCGAGCUGAAGCGCCAGUCCAGCGCUCUCGGGGUCACCGGCUCUAUCAGCCGCCCCCGCGCUAUUAGCACGGAUGAGAGCAACCGUCGUGCAGCUAUGGAGGCUCGAGCCCGUGCGAUUAUGGAUCGCACUCGGGCCAACAGCCCUGCUCCUCCUCGGAAACACAGACGGGAUCGCUCCAGCGGUCCCUCGGAGGCAGGCCGCUUCCCAGUCAACGUUUCCAGCCCGACCGAGAGGCGAACGGUUACACGUAACAGCCUAGACGUUCCUAGCAGCAACAGCUCGCCGACCGCUCAAGAACAACUAUCAAACGUGAACAUCAACGCUGCUACUGAUGCUCCUGCCACUGAGGCUACUCCCAACGGCACGUCCAGUGAUUCCUCGGCUUCGGCUACUGCCAACGAGACUCCCUCCUCUGGCACUUCGACCCCCCCACCCAUGGCUGCGACAACAGCAUCCGAGGACUCUCCUACCCCUACUCCUACGCCAGCCGUGGAUGCAGAGAAGCGCGCUUCCAUAAAUCGCGCUUCAUUCACCCGUAAGCCCGGGCUCGGCAACCGCUCCAGCUUCCCUGUCGUCUCAAGCGAAUCCGGAACAGAUAGCAAGCGCAACAGCUUGGCUGACAGCGAACCCAAGGGCGUAACCCUGGAAGACAAGCCAAUGGAUGAUGACUAAACGUACUGUCGAUUGAAGCGAAACAAAGGAAUGACUGGCAUCACUCUCAGCAAAGAAUCCGGAAAACCAAAGAACUAAAAAGUACAGCCUCAGGAGGGAAAUGUAUGUAUGUAGUCGGCAUCAUUCAGACUUUCAGCAGGCCUUGUCAGUCGAGAUUGAUGUACGACAAUGGAAGUUGCGAUAUACUCAUUAUGUUUGUCCGAAGCCCUUCUUUUACCAUUUGUUUUCUUUUCUAUUCAAGUAUAAACCAUACCAUACCGUUCGCUAUCGUUUCGCAUACCCCUCGAAAUUUAUUCCAUGUAUGUUUUAUCCUUUAUUGAUUCCACUUGUCUCUUUGUAUGCAUG
Aspergillus pseudonomiae is the source of this 3534-nucleotide messenger RNA. Its product is annotated as GTPase-activating protein RGD2. Lineage: Eukaryota; Fungi; Ascomycota; Eurotiomycetes; Eurotiales; Aspergillaceae. The record is from RefSeq and is a predicted model, not a curated record. The transcript is spliced from 5 exons. Gene Ontology annotation, molecular function: GTPase activator activity. Gene Ontology annotation, cellular component: cytoplasm; division septum; cell division site. Gene Ontology annotation, biological process: small GTPase-mediated signal transduction; cytoskeleton organization. Bases 529 to 3189 code for a protein of 886 amino acids.